This is a messenger RNA of Cyprinus carpio (common carp), 5433 nucleotides long. Its product is annotated as C-myc promoter-binding protein-like. Lineage: Eukaryota; Metazoa; Chordata; Actinopteri; Cypriniformes; Cyprinidae. Gene Ontology annotation, cellular component: cytoplasmic vesicle. Gene Ontology annotation, biological process: regulation of Rab protein signal transduction. The record is from RefSeq and is a predicted model, not a curated record. Gene Ontology annotation, molecular function: protein binding.
GCCCCUGUGGCAGGUUUUGAUAACCUCGAGUCUCGAGCUAAGCGCAUCUCUGAAAGCGUAUACAGAAGAUGAGGCACAGCCCUCCCGGAGGGAAUGUUUAUACGCGAUAGAGGAAUAAUUUAUUUGUCUGAUGAAAAUGGAUGGAAAUACAUAAGGCCCUUCUUCAGUCCUGUGAUUAAUGAUCAGAAUAGCGGAGCGUGUUUCAAUGAGUGUGUCCUAAUCGACUGAAACACAUAUACAGUCACGUUCUGUGGGAAUGAUCGAAGAUGGAAGACAAAAGCCUUCGUGUAGCAGACUAUUUUGUGGUGGCAGGACUCACCAACUCAUCUAAGCCCCUCGAGGAAGAUGUCCACCCUGAGGAUGGUGGUCAUCGGAGCUCAGCCCAGCUCAAGGCACCCAUCACUGAUGUGGCGGUGGUGAUUCGCUCCCUAGGAGAGGAAGUACCUCGAGGGUAUACCUGCAUUGAAUGCACCCCCUCUGGACUUCCUGCUGAACUAAAUGGAGGAAGCCUCAUGGGGCCGCAGAUCUUCCUCUGCUAUAGGAGAGGAAGAGACAAACCGCCGCUCAUAGACCUUGGUGUCCUCUUUGAGUGGAAGGAGAAACUGAAGCCAGACUGUCAAAUUAUACAGACCACACCCUCUGGUCGCCCUGCUAAUAUCAGUAGCUCCUCCUCCCAAAGGAUCUACAUCACAUAUCGGCGUGCCUCUGAGAAUCACUCUCACACCACGCUGGCCGUCACAGACAUCUGUGUCAUUGUUCCCGGCAAGGGUGAGACACCACCACAUGCUUUCUGCAAGGUGGACAAGAAUCUCAACAGCAGUAUGUGGGGGUCCUCUGUGUACUUGUGCUACAAAAAAUCUUUGGCCAAAACCAACACGCUUGCAUUCAAAGCAGGUCUUUUGUCCAGAUACCCAGAGGAAGAUUAUGAUUCCUUUCCUUUGCCUGAAUCCGUGCCCCUGUUUUGCCUGCCGAUGGGAGCAUCCAUUGAGUGCUGGCCUUCUCAUACCAAAUAUUCUCUACCUGUCUUUUCAACAUUCGUUCUCACAGGCGCCUCUGGAGAGAAGGUUUAUGGUGCCGCCAUCCAGUUCUAUGAGCCCUACCCAGAAGAACAUUUGACUGACAAGCAGCGAUCUCAGCUGGGCCUGCAGGCUAACGUGCUCAGGCCUGAUGGAUCAAUGACUGUCCACACCAACAAAAGCAUCUGCCUUCUCUCUCACUGGCCCUUUUUUGAUGCUUUCCGUAACUUCUUGACCUUCCUCUACAGAUACUCCAUCUCAGGUCCACACACUCUGCCCAUCGAGAAGCAUAUUUCCCAUUUCAUGCACAAGGUUCCUUUUCCUUCCUCACAAAGGCCACGCAUCCUGGUGCAGCUGUCUCCACAUGAUAGUCUGAUGCUGAGCCAGCCUGUUUCCUCUCCACUCCCUCUGAGUGGCGGAAGGCUCUCUACACUGCUGUUGAACCUCGGCCCAAAAAAUGCAGUGACUCUGCUGGUGUUGGCUGUGACUGAACACAAGAUCCUAGUGCACUCCUUACGUCCAGCCGUUCUUACCAGCGUUACCGAGGCCCUGGUGUCGAUGAUUUUUCCCUUCCACUGGCCGUGCCCGUACAUUCCUCUCUGCCCGCUGGCCCUGGCAGAUGUGCUCAGUGCUCCAUGCCCUUUCAUUGUAGGGGUGGACUCGCGGUACUUUGACCUCUAUGAGCCACCGACGGACAUAAGCUGUGUGGACCUGGACACCAACACUAUAACUCACAAAGAAGAGCGCAGAUCCCUGACCUGGAAGAUCCUGCCAAGAAAAGCCUGUAAACAUCUGAUCAACACCCUUAGCAAUCUCCACCAGCAACAGGAUGAGGGUUAUCAGAUGAGCCGUGAGGAAGGACAGAUGGAGGCCUUUAUGAGCGAGUGGGAACCUGGCAGUGGUGGGAAGAGUCUGGAAACCUUGGAGCUGGAGAUCCAGGAGGCUUUUCUGCGCUUCAUGGCGGCCAUCUUGAGGGGCUACCGUUCAUACCUGUUGCCCAUCACACAGGCACCAUCUGAGAAAGCAACUGACGCCAGUUCACUCUUCGAUCUGCAAGGCUUUUUGAAGAGUCGUGAUCGAUCCCAUCAAAAGUUUUAUUCCCUCAUGACCAAGACACAGAUGUUCAUUCGUUUCAUCGAAGAGUGCUCUUUUGUCAGUGAUAAGGAUGCAAGCCUUGCUUUCUUUGAUGACUGCGUUGACAAGUUAUUCGGUACGGAGAAAGGAGGGAAGGUGGACAGCGAAAAGCCAGAAGACACAAGGCUUAUUGAACUUGACAAAUCCCACCGCAGCGAGCACACGGUCUACAUCACACCUCCGGAGCUGCCAGCGCUUCCAGAAGGAGAAGAGGCACCUAUGGUUUAUAGCUACAGUGGGUUCCCAGUACUGAACACCCAACUCUGUGAGCUUCAGGAUGGUCCCAGAAUCCCCAAAGCAACAUCAGCCGUGAGACACAUCAGUCCCAUCAGCCCAGCUGCCAUUUUCAGGCGCUCCCAACAGGAGAUCAAAUCAGCCCAGAGGAUGUCUAAGACAUACUCCUCAAUCCCACAGAUGUGGUCCAAGUGUCUGCUCAGGCAUUGUCACGGCCUGUGGUUCAUCUGCCUGCCUGCGUAUGUCAGCGCCUGCCACUCUAAAGUGCGGGCACUGCAUACUGCUUACGACGUGCUGCGAAACAUGCAGGACAAAAAGUUGCAGCCUCCUGAUGAGGUGUGUUACCGGGUCCUGAUGCAGCUGUGUGGGCAGUAUGGACAGCCUGUUCUUGCCGUCCGGGUUCUUUUUGAAAUGAAGAAAGCCGGGGUGCAGCCAAAUGCCAUUACCUAUGGGUACUACAACAGGGCUGUUCUGGAGAGCACAUGGCCUUCCUCCACCAGAGGGGGAUACUUCCUGUGGGGAAAGCUGAGAAAUGUGCUUCGGGGUGUGGUGCUGUUCAAACAAGUAUGGAGGAGGCAGACCACCCACCCGAAAGACACCCAUCUUUCUGAUGCCAGUGAUCUCGACAAUGUGAGCCAUGGCAGUCUGGACAGCUCUAACGAUUCAGCGGAGCGAGUUUCCAUUGAUACAGACUUCACUAAAAUGGAUUCCAGUGAUGACAGAUCCAGCACAGGUGGUCAGUCUGAUCAGGGCUAUGAUUCUCUGUCUAAAGAGGAGGUGAGGUUAGGAGGAGGUGAAGAGCAGAACUCCUCUCCAGACAUGAAGGAGAAGAAGGACAGAAACUCUUGCCCAUUAUCCCAGACUGUACUCUCAGAGAAAGAGGAUUCAUCUCUUGUGGUUGGAAUCCAUCCAUCUGCAGCCAAUGGGGAAACCAGUGAUGUCUUCUCUGAAGCCCUUCCAAAGACAAAAAGGCCAAACUCCCUGGAUAUUUUCGGAGAAAAGCCCAUAAGGCCAAGCACACUGGAUCUAACCCCGAAUAAGACAGUAGGAGAACUCAGCAAUCAAUCUGAUACAACAUUGAUAGAAACGGAAGCAGUGGGGGGCGUUGUGAGCCCACCUAAAGUUGCCGUGCAGAGGACUACUAGCUACACGGUUGCCAUGGAGAAGAGAGUUGCCAUGGAGAGGGAGCAUAUUGGCGUGGAGAGGAGCGUGAGCUGCAGCAGUGCUCUUGGGCGAGUGGUUAAGAGGACAGGUAUCGAAGCAGGUUUUGAUCCCCUGUCCCUCAUGGCAGCUGAGACUCAAGCCCACAGUGAGGGCGAUAAUGCAGACACCCCAACCGCCCGCCGAGACCUGGCUGAAGAGAUUCAUCACUACAUGAACAACCUGAGCAGCCCGUUAAGCCAGCGGUCUCUCAGUAUGGACCUUAAGGGGCGUCAGACCCCAUCCCCUCACAGCUCUCCCCGCAUGUCUCCCAGCACCUCCCAACUCCAACCUCAGCCACGAACAAGACUCUUCUCAUCGCCCUCCCUCCCUCAGGGCCGCGUGCGCAGGGUCAGGGAGCAGCGGCCCACCUCCCUGGCCUCACCUUCCUCACCUACUCCCUCCUCUUCUUCUUUCUCCAUGGACUCCUUGCUCACCCCGACCCUGGAUGUGUUCAAGAGCAGCUUUUUCUCUGCUGGGAAGGGCGUCGCUGAGAAAGCCAGCCGACUGUAUUCGCGACUUUCCUCUCAGACGUCCAUUGCACAGGACUUAAACUCUGACCGGGUCAGUGUGUCCUCUCUAGGGUCAGGUGACCCUGAUUGCUCCUCUCUGGUUGAGAGUGAUUCCUGUGUAGCCGCGGACGGGCUCUCUUCCCCACAACGGGACGCCUCUCAGCCUGUCACACGUCCCAAAAAGAGCCCUUACAGGAGCAACCACUGCCUAGAAAGCCCAUCUGCACCACCUCGACUUUAUCAGCAGUCCUCUCUAACUGUAAUGAAAGCUCUGCAGACCCCAGACGCGUGUUCUGAUUCCAGCCUUUCUCAAUCCAUGCAGAACUACGCUGUUGAAAUACGUAUGUCCAGUUGUUCGCGCUGUAACACCUGUGAGAGUUUGGUGUAUGAUGAAGAGAUCAUGGCUGGUUGGACAGCUGACGAUUCUAACCUCAAUAGCACGUGCCCCUUUUGUGGCUCUCCGUUUCUGCCUCUGCUCAACGUGGACAUCAGAAACCUGGGUGACCAGGAAAGAUCUCCCUCUCAAGAUGCACAUACUUGCCAGACAGACACCACAGAUGAACUACCACAAGUUUAUGAUUCCACUGACAAUGGCAAAAAAGACCAUGAGCCAGUUACCGUGCCCUACCUGAGUCCUCUGGUACUUUGGAAGGAACUGGAAAGCUUGCUGGAGAACGAGGGGGACCUGGCCAUCUCUUCUGCAGCCAUUGUGGAUCACCACCCUAUUGUGUUCUGGAAUCUGGUGUGGUUCUUCCGUAGGCUGGACCUGCCCAGCAGCCUGCCGGGACUCUAUCUGAGCUCCAAACACUACUGCAGAGAUUCUCAGGCUCUGCAAAGUUGUGCAUCAGAGGACAGUAAAAAUGUCUUGGUCCAGAUCCUGUGGGACAAUCCCAGACUGCAUCAGGACCACAUCAAGCCUUGCUACUUGCUCUGGAAAUCAUAUUGUGCAAAUCCUGCAGUAUCUGAGGAGGAGGAGCAGGCUGUGAGCUUAGAGCUGCUGCAGAGUGUGGUGAAGAGCAUCCAGAGGAACGAUGUCUACCAGCCCAUGAGUCAGAUACUGCAGCUCCUGGGCACCAGACUGGGCUUCGUCAGACAACGGAGCUUAUAUAGAGAUAUCCUCUUCCUGUCUUUGGUGGCUUUGGGCAAGAAUAGCAUAAAUAUCGAUGCAUUCGACCGUGAAUACAAAAUGGCAUAUGACCGUCUGACGCCAAGCCAGGUCAAGAUGACCCACAAUUGUGACCGGCCACCCAGCGCUGGAGUCAUGGAAUGCAGGAGAACCUUUGGGAUGCCCAGUCUCUAAAUCGCCUCCUCUCAUUCCUCCCUUUUUUUGCACUUGC